Messenger RNA from Meyerozyma guilliermondii ATCC 6260, 2844 nucleotides. RefSeq lists its product as uncharacterized. NCBI's taxonomy places the organism in Eukaryota, Fungi, Ascomycota, Pichiomycetes, Serinales, Debaryomycetaceae. The record is from RefSeq and is a predicted model, not a curated record. The coding region runs from base 1 to 2844 and encodes 947 amino acids. The transcript has a single exon.
AUGGCAGCGCUCCGGAUGCACAGUCAGCCACAACACACACCGUCCAAUCAACCUCAAAGUGCCGCUUUUCGCCGGUCGAAUUCAUUGACGAUAAACUCCAAUAAUCGCUCCAAUUCCUUGCGUUCCUACACCUACAAUCCCAAACCCUCGUACGUGGCGGGACAGCCUGUGAACAGAGGACAGCCUUUGAGGAGCCCUGCGCAGCCUCGUUCGUAUUCACUUACUUCUCAGCCAGGCCGUUCGUAUGGCUCGCAGCGGGUCAGCUCAAUAAACUCUCGUACACCAAUGCCUAUCAAUGAGCUUGAAGAAGACGCUGAAUUGGAGGAUGCGGUUAUAACCAUGCAGACAACGAAAAUGGUGGAUGCUCAGGGCAGGUUAACGCUGAUCACCACCAAGACCAUCAAGACUUAUGCUGAUGGUUCUAAGGAGAUCGAGACCACAAAGAGAAAUAUUUCUCGUAGCGGCUCGCGGACCAAUUCUUUGACGGCUGCUCCUCGCAACAACUCAAUUUUAUCAGCUGGUGGAACCGCCUACAAUUUAUCCAAGAUAGAUGAGGACUUGAGAGAUUUUGACUACAACUAUGAGGAAGAGGGUCUUACCCUUAAUCAAGGUCUAGGAGAACCUUUGAAAUCAUUAGAUCUGGCAUCGAAGAUACCACCUCGUGACCAUUCGGCCGAACGUCGGAGGGAUGAACUUCGGUCCUUGGAGUCCUCACCUUCAAAACCCCUUCGUUCCAUUUUGAAAAAUACCCUGAGACCAAAUUUUUCUCCAGAAGGCGAGUCGCUGGAAAAUGUAGAAGAACCAGCUGGUCCUGCUAUCGCUGCGGAUCCUCUGACGCCAAACAUGUCACCCACGUUGAACCAGAAACCUUUUCAACCUCCCUCACUUUCCCAACCUCCCAAGAUUAAAGUGCCUGCUACUCCAGAUGCCUCUCAUCUGGAUCAUCGUUCCCUCCUGAGCAGCCAAGUAUCCCCAUCGGCUUACUCUUCGAGCCAUAGAGAUUAUACACCCCCUCAUAAGCGUCAAUCAAGCUCACCAAAUUCCUCAAUUAAAUUCGUGAGCAAGGUAGAGACGAUACCCAUCCCGCGGUCCGAACCCAAGCAAUUGACAGAGCAGGAGCUUUACGCGAAAGCAAUGGAGGUUGCCAUGCAAAAUGUGUACGGCACAAAGGAGGACCCCGAGGCAUCGGGCAUAGACUCGAAAGGUGACGUCAAAAAACUGGUUGUGAAAGACGCAACGAAGAGGAACACGAUUGCUGCAUCAACUCCUGGUGUCAGCGAUAACUAUGUGUAUCAGAACCAUCACAAGGAAUUUCCAGCACACUCGAUGAGAAGCGGUGACACCAAACUGACAUCUCGAAAGGAGAGAGUCAAGGAAGAGAAAAAGAGAAUCAAGGCUCAGGAGAAGGAAGAAAAGCAACAAAAGAAGUUGGAAGAAAAGGAAAAGAAAGAGGAAGAGAAGGAAUUUACCAAGAAACCACAAGAGGUGGAAAAGGAAAAGAAGAAACAGGAAAAGAAACCUUUAAGAGAAUUCUUCUUCGGUAGACGCAAGAGCGCUUCUCAUGAAGUAAAUCAGACAACUCCACUUCCGCAGGCGCUGGAAGAUCCUGUAAAAACCACUACCGAAGCUGAUACAAAUGCUGGUAAUACGUCGCAUUUGCUUCCUGGCUCUUUCUUAACGUCUCCUGAUUCUGAAACUCUGCCACAAUUUGUCAACCACGACGCUCAAGAUCGCGCUGCUUCUUUAGUGGAAACAAUGCCAGAGUCGAUUCCUGACACUGAACCAUUGCCUGCACCAACAACCCACCUUGUCGCUGAGCCCUUGCCCAAACAGAGUGAGACGUCGCAGGACGACGUUAUUGCGUCCACCACUGCUUCAACAAGAAAAUUGAAUGAUCCAUCUGAACCCACUGAAAACUUAAAUUCAGCACCCCAGGACAUUUUGGUUGACGUUCCUUCCAUUGAAGAACAAGCUGUCGACCUUCCUUCGCCCGAAGGUGAUACAGAACUGAUAGAAGUACCUGUUUUGAAUGAGGUUGCUAGUCUUAGUUCACAGGAUGAAGACGAACUCGUAGACGAGACAGCCACCGCAAGAACAUCCUUGGAUCCUUGGGUUGGAUCUGGCUCACUUCCUCUGCACACGUUCAUCUCAAAAGUUCAAGGCACAUCAGAGGAGACUUUUGAAAAGGAACCGAAUGAACAAGACAAAUCACCUGUCGUUAUUGAGAAUUUAGCUGCCAGCAGCCCUUCUGAAGCGAAUCAAGAAAAUGAGAAGCUUUUGAUACCCGAAACUGUACCUUUGUCUGCAGAUGAACAUAGUGAGAAAGUUUUUGACAAUCUCGAAAUUGAACCCCACGAGUCUAUUGAGGCAGAUGCUGGAGAACCAGCAGCACCUAUUCCUACCACUAGAACCUCAGAAAGCGUCGAAAGGUAUAACGAUGACUCAAUGGUGGCACAUAGUUCAGAAAGUGGAGUCACAGCAAAACCUGAGCUUUUAACUAGAACUUCAGCAGAGGUCAUACCAGCUCCAAUUGCUGCUACAAGGACGCCAGAAGAACCUGCAGAACCGGUACAUACUGUUCUCACUUCGGAAGAAACUAUAUCAAGUCAUCAUGGUUUGAAUGAGGAAAGCUUAGACAAAUUCGGACCAGGUCUUCAAGAACAGACUAACGGCACUUUGGAUAAUGAUUCGAGUAAUCCAAUAGUUGAGACCCACCAGCCGGGUGAUGAAAAUGAGAAAGUGUCAAGUCCGUCUAUCGAAGUCAACUCUCGUGGUGAACGCAAGAAGAAGAACAAAUUUAAACAUAAAUUGUUCAAAUACUUUAUCAACUCUUACGAUAAGUGA